UUUCGCCAAACGGUCCGGGGAAGCGACAGGCAAACAGAAAGAACGACUGACGUCACGCCGUGGCGCAAUGAGAAUCGUUCACCAAUAUUUACUUGAUAGAAUGUAUUUAAAUUUUAUUCCGAAAAUUCGACUCUCCGUUUCAGAGUAACUUGUCGAACCCCAAAAGCUGUACAAAUUAGGGCUUGCAGAUUCUCUCUUCGAGAAUUCUGAUCGCAUCGUAUCCAUUUGUCUUAUCGAACUUGGUUUUCGAUACCUAGGGCUUGAAGGCAGAGGAAUCGGAAUCGCACUUUCAGCGGCUCCGUACAGAUUAUCCUCGAUUUCAGAGGCCUCAAGAUUUUCGAUCGGCGUUGUGGUCGAAAGGAAUUUCAGGUACUUUGCAUUUGUAAUUGUUCAAUUCGAGGGGGAAAUGCGGGGAUAUGAUAGAGAUGAUUAUGGUCAGUCAGGCGACGAAUAUGAGGAUUAUGAGGACGAUGAGGAUGGUGAAGAGUAUGAAGAGGAAGAGGAAGAUCCAAAGCCUACCAAGGAAGCAUUGGCAUACCUUGAGUUGAGACAACGCUUGAAAGAACAAUUACGAAAGAAGAAAAGUGGUUCUUCUUUGGCCAACUCCAGUAAUAAAAAGAAGAAGGUCCCCAAUGACAAUUUUGGAUCUUUCUUUGGCCCAUCUCAACCAGUUAUUGCUGAGAGAGUGAUUCAAGAAAGCAAAUCAUUGUUAGAAACCAAGCACCUAACAUCCAGUGCUACCAACUCUGUCCAUCAUAACAAGAAGAGCUCUGGAUCAACCUCUGCUGGAUCGAAAUCUGUAUCAAAUGAUCAGAAACCCAAAGUCAUUAAUGAGGUGCAUGUUAAGAGGAAAGUACAAAAGAUUAAGGAUACAAGAGAUUACUCUUUUCUACUUUCUGACGAUACAGAGCCCCCAGCUCCUACAAAGGAUCGACCACCUCAAAAUGUCUCUGUUCCAAAUUCUGAGGUGCGGUCUAGUCAAAUGGUGACAAAUAAUGGCAGACAUAUACCUUCAUCAAAUAAUGGCAGACCUGUACCUUCAUCAAAUAAUGGCAGACAUGUACCUUCUGCAAAUAAUGGCAGACAUGUACUUUCAGCAAAUAAUGGUAGACAUAUACCUUCAGCAAAUAAUGGCAGACCUGUACCUUCAGCAAAUAAUGGCAGACAUUUACCUUCAGCAAAUAAUGGCAGACAUGUACCUUCAGCAAAUAAUGGUAGAGAUGUACCUGGCCGUCGUGAUGAAAGGAAACUGGUAUCUGUGGAUGGACAGAUGCAUUCUAAAGUGGGGCCCAAUAAGUUGAGUUCUGCCAGUAGAAGACCCGAUGCAACAUCAAUGGACUCUAGAAGACAGCUUGGUAGCAACGGUGGAAAUGGGCCUGGCCGGCCUCAAGAGACAAAAAGAUUGCCGUCUAAGACACCUGCUUCAGCCAUUGAGAGGAAAGCUUCUACACCAGGUCUAAAGAAUCCCAUGUCUGGUGUGCCCAGACCACCUCUUUCAAAGUUGCAGUCAUCUAUUCCAAGGCAGCAGUUGCAACAAAAAAAAGAAGUACGAGAACCUAAUAAGCCCAAAGUGUUACCGAAACAGUCAUCAGGAUUGUCAAGACCUCAGCCACAAAUGCAAAGGCAAAUCUCGUCACAUCCUGUGUCUCAAGCGCGUCCUCCCAAAAAGAAGCCUAUGAGACGGCACCCUGAUGAUGAUGAACCGGGUCUGGAUUUUAGAAGUGAGAUCAGAAAAAUGUUUCGUCAACCAGAAAGAUACGCUAGUGAUGACGACGAUAGUGAUAUGGAGGCGAACUAUGAGGAUAUUAUGAAGGAGGAGAGACGGAGUGCGCUAAUUGCAAGAAGGGAGGACGAAGAGCAGGCUAGGUUGAUAGAAGAAGAAGAAAGGAGGGAACGGAUGACUAAACAAAAUCGCAAGCGUAAGCUCGGUCAUUAGAGUGACCAGCCACAGGGAAGGGAAGUGAAGGAAGGGGAAUUUUUUUCGCCUCACUUGACAAAAAAAAUUUCUUUGGUCAAAUUAAGUCUGACUGCCAUUGUAUUUUGCUCGUGGUAAAGCGGAGUUGAUGUUUUGGGACUAAUUUAUCCUGAAGCUGUAGGAGAUUUUUUUUGUUGCAAAUUCAAAUGUAUUUCUAGUGUCAAAUAAUGUAGAAUGUAGUUUUUUGGGUGCUGGACUUUAGUUUUGCAAAACUCCCCUCCGCCUACUAAUAAACAAAAUGACACUCAAGGUGCGUCGGGAAGUAUUUUCGGACAUAUUUUGGCAACUUUUCUUCCA
This is a messenger RNA of Malus domestica (apple), 2272 nucleotides long. RefSeq lists its product as uncharacterized. Gene Ontology annotation, cellular component: nucleolus. Gene Ontology annotation, biological process: transcription by RNA polymerase I; nucleosome assembly. The record is from RefSeq and is a predicted model, not a curated record. Gene Ontology annotation, molecular function: DNA binding; histone binding. Lineage: Eukaryota; Viridiplantae; Streptophyta; Magnoliopsida; Rosales; Rosaceae.